AGCAUAGAUAGGAUUGACAUGCGUUCCAGUACAAAUAGAUUGUGUGACGGUGUCCGCCAGAUGGUUGCAACUAUCCUUUCCCUGGGAAACAGUAACAAGGUGUACAUAUGUUCACUACAAGAAGAAGAAUUUCGGACUCUGCGUCCGAAGCACUGCCAAGUUUCGUUCCAUGGCAAAAGCUUCUGGUAGCAGGUUUAGCUCUCGGUGGAACUGGAUUAUUAAUGUUGCCACGCUACGGACCAUUCCAAUUGGUAAACACUGAAGUAACGAACAACACCUCUGUAAACUCAAAUAUUAGUACACAGAAGAAUCUAAUGACAGUACAAACCGUAAUUGGUCUGAAUUCCGAAUCUACAUUAGGUGAAACGAUGACAUCAACUUAUUGUCAUAUUAAUGCAUGUAGUAGUAUAACCUGCUCGUACAACUCUAUUAAUUUCGAUUACGAUGCUGGAGAAAGGACGUCGGAAUUCUUGGAAACUGUUUUCAAGGACAAGUGCAGCAACACUAAAUCCAUCAAGCUGUCGUUGGACAACUGCAUAUUCCGGGCGAAUGCGCUUCGAAAAAAUUGGCUGCGCACCGACCUGUCGAUCGAGGAGUUAAACCUAAACAGCUGCGUGCUACGUGAAAUAGAAGAUGACGCGUUCGCCCUGCCGAUUUUCAAAAAAACGAAGAAGAUCACCUUGUUAAACAAUAAGUUGUUGCAGUCGCUGCACAAAGCCAUGUUUCGCCACUUGAUCAGCUUAGAGGAACUAGCUAUCAGAGGAAACGUCAUCGUACAAGCUGAAUUCGAUUUACUGGAGAACGUAAACAAUUCUCUAACUAACCUCGACUUAAGUACCGCGAUCAAUGAUCCUCUGGUGCUUAGAAACAUCACUGGGGGCAGUAACCUCCCGAAACUUCUAAUACUAGGUCUGCAGGGAAAUUCUAUACCGACGAUCACUAAUGAAUCCUUUACCGGGGUUACAAAGGUUCAAUCCCUCUACCUUCAAAAUUCAAACAUCAAGACUAUAUCACAGGGAACCUUCAAUCCAAUGGAUUCUUCUAUACGUCAAAUAAUAUUAAGUAAUAACGUUAUUUCCUCGUUACCAAAUGGUCUCUUCAAUUCCAUUCUUAGGUACCAAAAGCGAUUCAGGACAGCAUUAGAUAAUAAUCCUUGGAACUGUGAGUGUAGCCUGAAAUGGAUGCAGGAUCUUAUCAAGAGCCAUCCAAAUGUAUUGAUGAAUGUCCCAUUGUGCAGAACGCCAGCAGCGAACGCUGAAAAAUCAUUCGAGACCGCAGAGUUCUGUCAAUCCGACUCUACUGCCACGCACAUGUCGUUCGUAGAAAGUAGCACAGAACCCACUAAGACAUCGACGACAAGUACAGACGCAUCUACCGAAAUGAUUGCAGUGAACUGCAGCAUGACCCAAUUCCUUCACCGAAAGCUUUUCUAUUCCGGAGGUCUACGGAAGCUCCUGGCCACAGAUUUAACAUUUCCAUUCCGUUCACCAGACUUCUUCAUCCAAUCGAAAACGGACCGGAGUAUACGGAUCAACUUGCCUAAUCACAGCGAAGGGGUCACGCUGCUCUGGUUCGACAGUAAUGACGUCAAGGGCUCGGUCAGCUGUGUGAGACGCGUCAGGGACUCUUAUCAAGUGCGGAAUAUCGAUCCUGGUACCACGUACACGAUCUGUUUGCUCAGCGAUAACGAGGACACCGUGUCUCCGCUGAAUUGCCUGGCAGCGACAACGAAAGAGGAUAAGGUUCUAGUUAUCAUCAUCUUGACAUCGAUUCUCGCGCUGUGCUUUCUGGCAGGUGUUUUCUUUGCCAUUGCGAUGGUAUGGAAGCAUCCGUCACUGUUGCGAGGUAGCAAACGCGUGAUAAUGGUAAAGAAGAAUAAAGCGGACGUCAUUGUACUUCCGAAAGGAAUGAAAGUUGAGGAACAGAGGCAAACAUGUGGAAUUAGGUCUCGGGUGAACAGUAAAUCGGAGGAUGACUAUAUCACUCCUCUGCCACCAGCGCCUGCUCCUCCUCCUAGAAUACCGAGGAUCUCUAGAGUGAGCUUGCAAAGCGAUUGGCACAGUUACGUUUCCGCGGUAGAUCUGCCUGGGAGUCAGUUUGCUUCUUGGAGUCCGACGAGGCAGAACAGUGAACAGGAGAGACAGCGAUACGAUGCCCCACCGUUGCCGCCGUACCCUUUGAAUGAAAUCCCUUCGUUGUCCUUGACAGUUGAGGGGAAGGAAGAGGAUUUAGAGUCAGUAGUUCGGCUCCAACGUCGAAGCUCUAUCUGA
This is a messenger RNA of Nomia melanderi (Alkali bee), 2270 nucleotides long. RefSeq lists its product as uncharacterized. The record is from RefSeq and is a predicted model, not a curated record. NCBI's taxonomy places the organism in Eukaryota, Metazoa, Arthropoda, Insecta, Hymenoptera, Halictidae. Gene Ontology annotation, molecular function: protein binding. Gene Ontology annotation, cellular component: plasma membrane.